Messenger RNA from Moneuplotes crassus, 2272 nucleotides. The record is from the annotation of a GenBank genome assembly. NCBI's taxonomy places the organism in Eukaryota, Ciliophora, Spirotrichea, Euplotida, Euplotidae.
AUGCCAAAUCUGCUGAAAAAUAUUUUUCAUAAGUUAAAAUCUGGUUUAGAGAAAGAACAGAGAAAACUUGAGAGGAAAGCUCAGAGAUCAGAGCGAACUAGCUGUAAGAAAGGAAAGCCUAGAAGAGAUAAAAAGAAGCAGCCUGAAGAGAAGAGUGAGAAUAAGCAAGAAGGGAAUGAGAGCCAUGAGUUUGGAACUCUUCCUGAAUUUUUGAAUUAUACCCAGAUAACCCCAUCUAAAGAGCUUCUCUCUCCGAUUGAGAGUAGUGAGAAACAUACUGAAAGUAUUACGAGAGCAACUAAAACUCGUCCUGAGAAUAAUAAGUUCAAUAAAUUGUUGAGCUUAAGAAGCAGCAGGCAUGCACUCUUUUCAAGAUUUGACAAAUUUCGUGAAGAGGCUAGUUCGAAAACUGGGUCAUCAAAGCCAAUGAAAUAUAUUUAUAAGAAUAAUACAAAAUUGAUUAAUCCUGGUGCAAGACCUAGUUUGAAUGAUGUUAAGUCCGCUAGGAUUAAGACUCAACAAAAGCUCAACCAGAUCUUUACUAGGUCUGAUGAUACCUCAAAAAAUGCACUGACUGACCUUAGAAAAGGAAACCGCCCAAGUUUAGGGAAGGACACUAGCAGAGGAGUCUCUUAUGACCAUAUCAAACCACAAGUCAAUAGUUUCAGAUCAAUAAAGAGGCCGAAGCCAAGCACUGAAGAUCUCUACACCUCGCCAUCAGUGAAAUUAUCUUCGAUUCCAUCAAAAUUCUAUCUGUUAAAAGCAAUGGAGAGGAGCUCUCAGAGGAAGCACCUUGCUGACGACCCUUCAGACCCAAUGCGUGGUGGAAUCGCUAAGAAUCUUAAUCAUAACAGAGAGCAAUUCCUUAGGAUGUACCAAAGCAUGAAGAUCUCCCGUGAGCAAUAUGGGAUUCGGAAGGAAGCCCAGCAUAGUCAGGAAGAAGAGAAAGAAGUCACUCAUAAAAUCAAAAAUUUAUAUAAAAAGUCUAUGAAAAUCAAGCAAGAGCAGUACAAGGAGUGACUUGUCAAACCAGCCCGGAUGCCCAAAGUUCCUGAGGUCUUGAAGUUCAAUAUCGAUCAAUGGAAAAAGAAACACGAGAAUGUGAAAUCAGGAUCUAAUAAGAAAAAUAUCAUCAAGUUCGCAGAGAAGUUAUUCUACUCCUGGGACGAUGAUGGCUCAGGCAUUCUUGAGUUAGAGGAGAUCGCAGACCAACUCAUAUCCAUGAAAUUAGCCCCAGAUAAGGUGUUUGUGGCUAACCUGAUUCGAUCUCUUGAUCCUAAAUUUUUAAACAAAGCAGAUGAUGAUUUAUCCGUUAAUUUAAAAGACUUUCUUAAAAUUUUCAAAGAUGAUCGCUACAUGGAUAAUCUGAAGAUUGAAGAAGAGGAGGAAGAAAAGAAUAAGACUGAUAAGGUAAACAAGAGUCCAUCAAAAGAAGAGAAUGUAGUGUUCAAAUCUGAGCAGAAAUAAUGCCUCAACAACUCUUCCAAUACAAAAGAAAAUUGAUCAGAUAGAUGGUGCCAAAUUUCCGAAGCGAGAGACUGUAAGAGAAGUAUUAAAAAUCCCGCUUGGGAUGACUCUGCCAUCUCAAGCUAAGAAUUUAAAGCAGUCAAGCUUGGUGACAAAGCAUAAAACUCAGAUUUUAAAAAUCCCUGAGAAAUCUGUCGAGGAUAAUAACUAUUUGAAUGAAUCUGGAAAAAUUACCUUCGCUAGUGAGAUUAGCCAUAGCGAGAGAGGUAGGCCUAUUACAAAAGAGAGAAAGAAAGCAGCGUCUGUUAAGAAGACACUUGGUUUAGUUGAGAAAAUGGAGAUAGUCAAGAAUCAUUGGAAAACACUCAACGGAGGAGAAGUAGAAUACGAAAUUCCUACAAAGAAAGUCGCGAAGUUAUUAGUGAAACUUGCAGUUCCGGAUAUGGAAACUGCUUAUAAGGUCAUCCGUAAGGCUCAGCAUGGUUCAUCAACGAGUAUGAUCAACUAUAAUGAAUUCAAAAGAAUCUUCUGCAAGCCUAUUUUCAAGAAGGAGUUAGAAAAGAUGCUUGUUGAUAUCUUAAAUUUUAACCCUCAGUCAGCAACUUCUUUAUUCAAACCUAGUCGAAAUUUUUCAAAGAAGGAGAAAGUUACAUACAUGCCAGAAAAUCUACCAAUUUCUAUUAGGUCAAGUACAUAUAAACGCAGGUUACUUAUGGAAUCUUUGGCCAAGAUUAAGAUACCCAAGAAGUUCAAGUUUUAAGCAUGCUCAAUGAUUGCCAAACUUAUGAAAGUUAAAUGAAUGACA